AACUGGGGGAGGGCGGGGUCAUGUCUGAACUGCUGCAGUGAGUCACCGGAGUGCUGUCCAGGAAAGGCAGGGCUGGGGUGAUGACCACGCUAACGACCCAGUGGGAUUUCGCGACAUCACCUGUGUGGAGGGACUUCGUAUCUAUGGCAACUGUCACCUGGUGGAAGGGGCGGAACUAGAUUUUCUCUGCCUGGGACGCUGACAUUCCAAGCCCUUGCCCUGCAGGCUCCCGCAGGCAGACAAACCAAAGAAGGAAGCCAGGGAAUGGCCGCGGUGUGGCAGCAAGUCUUAGCAGUGGACGCGAGACUGAUAGUACAGCUGGCCCAGACUGACCCCAGCAGAGCUGCAAAUUGACUAUAUUGUCGCUAGAGUGAUCUUUUCAUCACAACCACUAAUUAUUGCAUAAUUGCCCCCAUCACAAUCCCAAGAGAAGUCCCCCUUUGCUGCUCUUGUUCACUCUUACCAUCCCAGUCACUGCCAAACCUUGUACCACCCUAUGCCUCGAGCUGAUUUAUUCCCUCUGUCCUGUGCCUGCUGCCUGCCCUGCCUCCUGGACCCCACAGGUACAACGCCUACCGUACACCAACGUUUCCACAGUUUCGGACCCAAUAUAUCCGCCGGCGCAGCCAGCUGCUUCGGGAGAAUGCCAAGGCUGGGCACCCCCCAGCAUUGCGUCGGCAGUACCUGAGGCUACGGGGCCAGCUAUUGGGCCAGCGCUACGGGCCACUCUCAGAGCCGGGCAGUGCUCGUGCCUAUAGCAACAGCAUUGUCCGCAGCAGCCGAACUACCCUUGAUCGAAUGGAGGACUUUGAAGAUGAUCCCAGAGCCCUGGGGGCUCGAGGACACCGCCGUUCUGUCAGCCGAGGCUCCUACCAGCUGCAGGCACAAAUGAACCGUGCAGUCUAUGAGGACAGGCCUCCUGGCAGUGUGGUACCCACAUCGGUGGCAGAGGCAAGUCGGGCCAUGGCCGGGGACACGUCGCUGAGUGAGAACUAUGCCUUUGCAGGCAUGUACCAUGUUUUUGACCAACACGUGGAUGAGGCAGUCCCAAGGGUGCGCUUCGCCAACGACGACCGGCACCGCCUGGCCUGCUGUUCCCUGGACGGCAGCAUCUCCCUGUGCCAGCUGGUGCCUGCCCCACCCACUGUGCUCCAUGUGCUACGGGGACACACACGUGGUGUCUCAGACUUCGCCUGGUCCCUCUCCAAUGACAUCCUCGUGUCCACCUCCCUCGAUGCCACCAUGCGCAUCUGGGCCUCCGAGGACGGCCGCUGCAUCCGUGAGAUCCCUGACCCCGAUGGCGCUGAAUUGCUCUGCUGCACCUUCCAGCCGGUCAACAACAACCUCACUGUGGUGGGGAACGCCAAGCACAACGUGCAUGUCAUGAACAUCUCCACAGGCAAGAAAGUGAAGGGUGGCUCCAGCAAGCUGACCGGCCGUGUCCUCGCCCUGUCCUUUGAUGCCCCUGGUCGGCUGCUCUGGGCAGGCGAUGACCGAGGCAGCGUCUUCUCCUUUCUCUUUGACAUGGCCACAGGAAAGCUGACCAAAGCCAAGCGACUAGUAGUGCAUGAGGGCAGCCCUGUAACCAGCAUCUCCGCCCGGUCCUGGGUCAGCCGUGAAGCACGGGACCCCUCACUCCUCAUCAAUGCCUGCCUCAACAAGCUGCUACUCUACAGAGUGGUGGACAACGAAGGGGCGCUGCAGCUGAAGAGAAGCUUCCCCAUUGAACAGAGCUCCCACCCUGUACGCAGUAUCUUCUGCCCCCUCAUGUCCUUCCGCCAGGGGGCCUGUGUGGUGACAGGCAGUGAAGACAUGUGCGUUCACUUCUUUGACGUGGAGCGGGCAGCCAAGGCUGCUGUUAACAAGCUGCAGGGCCACAGCGCGCCUGUGCUUGAUGUCAGCUUCAACUGUGAUGAGAGUCUGCUGGCCUCCAGUGAUGCUAGUGGCAUGGUCAUCGUCUGGAGACGAGAGCAAAAGUAGGGUUCUGUCACCCUGUGCGCCUGCCCACGCAUCCCUCCUCCUUCACUCCAGUCUCGCAUUAUAAAUUAAAUUCCUGUGGUUGUACUGAAGGGCACCUCUCAGCUCUCCCACCAGGAGGCAGUAGGGAGCCCUCAGGCCUCCAGUGGAGUGGGAACCAGUUCCUUGAUUGUGCAGUGAUGUGCUCAUCCAUCCAACAAGCACUUGCUGAGCAUCUGCUGUGAUGGAUCACAUAGGCAUGCAGUCAGUAGAAGGAGGGAGGGCACCAAUUGUGUUGUCAGGAGCUGUUCUGGGAAGUAGGGAUAUAGCUGUGGCUUCAACUGAAAUUCCUACCUCUGUGGGCUGGCAUCCCAAUAGAGGCAAGCACACGGGAGACGAAAGUACGCCAUUCUUUGGUGUAGAAUUUGCUUUGUAAUUUUUCAACUUUAUGAAUUUUUGACCUUCCAGUGGUAGCGAACCACACACAUAUACCCAGUUCUGGUUUUCUCCUUUCAGUAUGGUGUUCAGUAAAUUAUGUGAGCUAGUCAACACUUUGUUAUAAAAUAGACUUUGCAUUAGGUAAGUUUGCCUACCUGUAGAAUUAUGUCAGCAUUGUGGGCACAUUUAAGGUAGGUGACACUAAGCUAGGGUGUUCAGUAGAUUAGGCAUAUUUAUGCAAUUUCAACAUAAAACAGUUCAAGACAGAUUUGUUGGGGUCUAACCCCAUGUGAUGAAGUCACAUCUGUAUAUAAUAGGAGAGUUAAAGAUGAGUGCUAGGAAGAAAAGCAAAGGGACGAGAGAUGAGCUUGCACAAAAGGGAGGGGACAAAGUCAUCAGGAACAGUGUUCCCAACUGGAUUGACAAUUUUAAAGAUCUGAAUGAAAUAAGGGAAGUCACAGCAGGGGUGGGGGUAGGGGAACAUCCCUGAGAGGAAGAAAGGUUAGUGCAGAGGCACUGAGCCUGGAAUAGGUCAGAGUGUGACUGGGCGGAGUGUAUGAGAUGACUGGAGACAGGUCUUUGGGACAUCUUGGGCUAUAGCGAGGAAGCAAGCUUUCCUUCUUCCCUGAGCGAGGACGGUAAGGAGGGCUCAGACAGCAAUAGGGAAAUUAGGUGCAGAACGUUGAGUUCAACCCCAGGGCUUUCACCAGGUUAGGUUGUCAAACUCCCCAACAUUGGCAGCUUCUGUUUGGGUGGACCCCACACUUACCUGUGCGUUGAGUUGUGUCCCACUAGCAGUGAGCAGGAAUGUUGAGUUCUUGGAGCUAGAUUAGCAUGCAUACAGCCGUGGACUCUGGGGCUGAGCCACAGCUCCUGCUGUGGGGUGGAAGAAACAAAAUCUCUAAGCUCACCCCUGUCUCCUGCCAUGUUCAUCUGGGGCCCUUAUUUCAGGCCUGGACCUGCUCAGAGACCAGAUUCUAAUGUUCAUUAUUGAGUAUUGGCAAGGAAAUAAAUUACUAAAUGACUCUUGGGAAUUUUGUCAUAACAAAAUGUGAAGGUUUGAAGAAUUCCCCAGGAGUCCUUGCAGCCCCCAUAUGCUACUACAUUUGUAGCAAUUGGAACUUUGACUAACAUCUUGGAACUGCUGAGUCUCCCCAACCUAGUGAUCUAUAAAACUCACAGCAGCUCUUAGAGGGAAAAAGAUAAUUUCCUAUUUGUUUCGUUUCUUGUUUAAGAGUAUGGUCCUUUUCAGCAAAAACAUUUCUGACUCUAUCAGCCAGAUCUUAGGCAAAUGGUUAUUAGAUUGGAAUGUCAGUGAGCUGGACUGGUCAUUGUAGUCAAAAUCAUGUAUGUGUGCCAACAUCCCUAACCCAGCUUCAAGGUCAGUGAUUUUUCUAUGAGGACUGUAACUUAAUACAGCAAAGGGUGCCAGACAGCAAUUAAGUGCUAAUCUCUGAAGAGACCCUCCCAAGGUUAGCAGUUCAGACCUGUGCGUUGACUCUUCUGUACCAAAUGGAUGUACUUACUCAACCAAGGUCUGGAGGUAGCAAGAGAAUUUAGGUGCAUAGCAGUUUUCCCUAACUUUCUCUUUUUCCUCACUCUCUCCAUUUUCUUUAAUGAGUCUGGUUUCGGGAUGAUUGGUGAUGAAUAUUGUUUGCAUGAUUUUUAGGGGGGGGUUCCUUCUUGUGCAAUUUUUGAGGUGGCAGAGUUGACAUUAAAUUAUCUACUUUAAAUUAUCUUUGUGACACUUUUGUCUCACAACCCAAAGGAAAAUAAACACUGAGCAAACAAGAAAGAAUAAAAAAUAACGUUGCUGGUCAGA
Mus pahari (shrew mouse) is the source of this 4216-nucleotide messenger RNA. RefSeq names its product WD repeat domain 13 (gene Wdr13). Gene Ontology annotation, cellular component: nucleus. The transcript has 9 exons. The record is from RefSeq and is a predicted model, not a curated record. The coding region runs from base 799 to 1980 and encodes 393 amino acids. Gene Ontology annotation, molecular function: protein binding; promoter-specific chromatin binding. NCBI's taxonomy places the organism in Eukaryota, Metazoa, Chordata, Mammalia, Rodentia, Muridae.